AUGUCAUAUUGUUUCACAUUUAGCUUUCACUAUGCUGGAGUGACUUUCGAAGAUAUACGGUUUACACAUGAAAAAUGGGAUGCCGAGAAAAAGAAAUUUUUCUAUGAAAAAUUGCCAGUCUUAGAAGUUGAUGGUAAGCAAUUGAGUCAAUCUAGUGCAAUCCUUCAAUAUCUGGCUAAUAAAUUUGGUUUGGCUGGAAAAGAUGAAUGGGAAAAGGCUAAAGUAAUUGAGAUUUUUAAUUUCUAUAAAGAUGUUUAUAACGAAUUAUCACCUUACACUUUAACAAAAUUAGGCUAUCGUGAAGGCGAUGCGGAUAAUCUGAAAAAGACUGUAUUUUUGCCUGGGACUGAAAGACUUUACCCAAUCUUCGUCAAACUUCUGGCCCAAUCUGGUUCAGGAUUCUUUGUAUCAUCUGGUUUAACAUAUGUUGACUUAGUAUUGGCCGAAUAUUUUGAUUUGACACGCAAAUUAGAGCCUGAAGUAGUCGGAAAAUAUAAGGAACUGAAUGAUUUUAUUGAUAAAGUAUAUGCUGUACCGAAACUGAAGGCUUAUUUGGGCACUAGGAAAGACUAAAAAUGAGAUAUAUAUAAGCAUGAGACAUAAAUCAAUUUAUAUAUUUGGAAUAAACAAAGAAUUUAUCUGAUAAAAAAUUUGUCUGAUAAAGUUUAAAUGAGAAUUAAUAUUACACGUAAUUUAAAUGUUUUUAUUUUAUUUUGCAAAUCUCUGAUUAAUUUUGUGAUAAAAUCUUUAAAAAUUUCUCUAAAAUUUGUGAUAAUAUGCCUUCUAUGUUUCUUCGAUGUAACUAUAGAUAUUUUAAUAAAAAAAUACAAAAAUAACAAU
Molecule: messenger RNA, 840 nt
Organism: Meloidogyne enterolobii
Lineage: Eukaryota; Metazoa; Nematoda; Chromadorea; Rhabditida; Meloidogynidae
Source: the annotation of a GenBank genome assembly